Molecule: messenger RNA, 915 nt
Organism: Micromonas pusilla CCMP1545
Lineage: Eukaryota; Viridiplantae; Chlorophyta; Mamiellophyceae; Mamiellales; Mamiellaceae
Exons: 1
Coding region: 1-588 (195 amino acids)
Biological process (GO): proteolysis
Molecular function (GO): metallopeptidase activity
Source: RefSeq, a predicted model, not a curated record
AUGGGAAAAGGCACCGAAGGCGGCGCGCCCGCGCGCGCGCAAGAUGACCUCUACGCGCACGUCAACCGAGAGUGGCUCGACGCGAACCCCGUUCCCGCGGCGUACGGUCGGUGGGGCACGUUCGAGAUGCUCAACGACGCCGCUCUGGAGAACACGAAGAUCUGCCUCGAGGAGGCGGGCGACGGCGACAAGGGCGGCGCGUUCCUCGCGAGCGGCAUGCGCGCGGCGGAGCAAGACUCCAGAGCCGCGCUCGCGCCGACGCUGAAGCUCGCGCGCGAGUUCGCCGCCGCGGCCGCGGCGAAGGACGCGAACGCGCUCGCCGUCGCGAUCGCGGAGAUGCACGUCUUCGGCGUCUCGUCGCUCUUCGGCGUCGGUGACACGCCGGACAAGAAGAACAGCGAGUGGUCCAUCGUGGGCGUCGCGCAGGGCGGCGUCGCGCUGCCGGACCGCGACUACUACCUCAGCGCGGACCCCGAUCGCGUCGCGCUGCGCGCCAAGUACGUCGCGCACGUCGCGAAGAUGCUGACGCUCGUCGGCGGCGAAUACGAAGACGCCGCCGUCGCCGAGGUGCGUUCUAUACACUGGUAACUGGUCCCCAUACGACCGCGUCGGCGUGGUGAACGCCGAUCCUUAAGGACUUUGUCCCGCGCAUCUCUCCGCCCACCCAUCGCUUUCAACGCCCGCCCUCGACGCCUUUCAACUCCAUCUGACGCCUUUCAACUCCACCCCGACGUCGCUUUGUAUGGAACGGCCCUGAGACCGCCGCGGAAGCGGUGCUGAAGUUUGAAACUACGCUCGCGACCGCGCACCUCACGCCCGCGGAGCGCCGCGACGCGGAGAAGACGUACAACAAGUUCGCGUCCGUCGCGGAGCUCCCGGCGGGAACGGGGGACGUCAAGUUCGAUUGGAAGGCGU